This is a messenger RNA of Amoebophrya sp. A120, 23022 nucleotides long. The record is from the annotation of a GenBank genome assembly. NCBI's taxonomy places the organism in Eukaryota, Dinophyceae, Syndiniales, Amoebophryaceae.
CGCAACCAAACAGUAAGUACCAGAGACAAGACUGGUGUGAUGUGAUGAUGUGAGCGCUUCGAAAUACUAAUAUGGGGAUGAAGACGGGAUAGCGAAUAAAGGAAGGAUGACGCUCAGCACGCCCUGCUCAGGCAGCGUGGCCGACGACACCGACGGCCGUGAAGAUCUGGACUCCAAGAGCCAUAUAACGACCGCCGCUGCCGUGCCACGCAGCCUUCUCUUACAGCAGGAAAACACGUACGUCCCAAUAUCCCCUGCCACACCGUCCGCGUGCUCCUCCUCAUCAAGGAAAGCAAGAGCCUGCGGUAUCAGUAUCGCAGACCAAUAUCCGCUUUCUUGCCGAGGGCAAGAAAGACCGCAGUCGCAUCGGCCUUAUCAGCCGACCACAUCUUAUUCAUGUUCAUCGUCCAGCUCCAAGAACAGCAUGGCAAAGCUCGUCGCAGCCUCCACGGCCUCAGCGCUACUGGUGGUGCAGGACCUACUUCUUCCAGGGAUCCUCUCCAGAAGUGGUUCCAGUUUCUUGCCAGAUCAUACCAGCUGCUUCGUGGCCGCCUCAUCUCUCUCCGCGGGCGCGGCGACGGCGAGGACUAAAAAUGUGAAGGCAAAGAAGUCUACUUCGGCCGCGACGAGUGCUGCAACAGCAUCAUCUUCAUCUACUGCAGUGCAUCACGACCAUGAGCAUGAGAAGAUUGCUUCUAAAGAAAAAAAGGACGAAGACGUCAACUGGGUGCGAGUGAGCGAAGCAACGGAGGACGAAGUAGACAAAAAGAGCGUUCUUGAUGGGGAAAGAACGGCAGGUCGCUCCACUUCAAGCAACUCAGGUAGAAGUAGCAACGACGACGACGACGACGGCGUCCUUCCGCUUCGAAUCGGGAAGCAAGAUCUCGUCGUGCAGAAAGUAAAAAAGGAGGAGAAACAAGAAGAAGCACAAAAUGGAGAAGGAGAAGAGAAAAACAAAAUCGUCCACGACGGCACACACGGGUACUUCCAACUUGUGAAGCACAGCGGCGCGAAUAUCAAGAAACCAGUACAGGAGCAGCAGCAGCAUUGGUCUUCCGAAGAGUACGACACGGAAGAUGGGCACCACAUCAGACAAUAUUUCCAAGACAAGGAUCUGCACGAUGAAACACAAACAUCUCCUGCUUCCACCUCGAAAAACAAUCAAGACCUGGCUCUUUCCCCAGCACCAACGUCCGAAAUUAUCAGUGCGCUCUCGCGGCACAAGAGCUACGCACAGCAAGACGCCAUAGUUCCGCAGACGUGUUCCAAAGUUACGGAUUUGACGUGGGGCACGGACAAGCCGACGACGAAAGCUAUGGCGUUCUCAACUGUUCUUACAUUCUCAACUGUUAGUACAGGAAUAUGUGAUGCAAGAAUGGCAAAAGUGAAUGCCGUGACCUUCCGCGUCUUGCAUGACAGAUGUGGCACAGGAGAAAGAUUCUCAGCCUGUUUGGCAUUUCGAGAAUUUGUCAUGCGAAGCAGCUUGAUCGCGUCGGUUUUGAUGGUAAUUCUGCAUGACAAACAGUUGAGAAUGUAACAUUUGAGAACGCCAUAAAAGCCUCGGGCAUCGCCGUUUCCGGUGGCGAGCUGGUGUUCACGACCGAGAAUAUCCAAGAAAAAAACUGUUUCACUGUAAACUUGUCAUGCAGAAAAUGUAAUCUGAGAAGUCAGAAGUGUUUGUCUUGCUACACAUGCAAGACAGUGCAUUUUUAGCUGUGUUUUCCUUGGGAAUCUCGCAUGACAAAUUUUCUCUGUCAUGCAGAACAAACUUGUGAUGUAAAACUUGCAAAAUCCUUACUUUACAGUGAAACGCUUUUUUCUCACGAUAUAGAAUGAGCCGAGUUUGCUGCACUUGGACUUGGAAAGCAUGGGCACGCGGGUGGAGACGUAUGAACUGCAAAAGAAAAAGUAUCGUAGCUAGUAUAAAUGGCAUGACAAAUUUCCUUAGCAUUAGAAAUGGAAUUUGUAAUGCGGAUUUGCCUCGAGAAGAAGAUUUGUAAUGCAUUACUGCAAUUACAACUAUAAGUGCGAUACUUUUUGCACAGGAUAAAACGCUGCCGGCCACGUUGGCGGCCACCAGUCUGACGGGGGUAGCCGUGGAUCACGGCUGGUUUCCGCUGAAGAAGGCACAGGUAGUAAAGUAUACGGUCGCAGUAGUACAGAUUUUUUUUCUGGUAUGGCGUUGAUGAAUUUCAAUUUUGUUUUUGACUGAAGUUGUGCGGCACACGGCGCAGUACCAGUUGUAUACUUUUUUCGAGUAUCUUCAUGGUGUGUGUGACCACAUUUCGAAAAAAAUCGCCAGCACAUAAAUUCAAUUCUACUUUCUUGAACAUCAGAUGUCCAUCUCUACCCUGGAGACUGGCCGGCGCGAAAUCUCGGAUAAAGAAGAAGCUAAGAGCCACAUGCUCCGCAAGCAAGACGACUUCACCUUGGAGACGCUGCAGAAGACGCUUGCCGCGGAGAAGCAGCACCUGCACGAAGUGCUGCACCACACGAAGCGGGAGCAGGAACUGAAUAAAAAACUGCCCGGGCGCGCGGCUAUGCAGUUCAAGGCCGUCCUGGCGAAAAAUUUCGACAAGAUGUUCGGUGGCGAGCCCGUCACCCAGCGGUUCGUCACGCCGAAGGGUGUGCGGUACCUGAAGAUGACCCGGGAUAAUCUCGACAUCGCGGACAGCAUCGAUCCCAUCCCUUUAUGCAUUGCAAGAGCAUCGUACUCCCUCGUAGUUGUAAUUGCAGUCAUGCAUUGCAAAUCUUUUUACUAAGUUGCAUCCGCAUUACAAGUUCCAUUUCUAAUGCUAAGGAAAUUUGUAUUGCAAUCACUACUAGUACGAUACUUUUGCAGUUCAUACCCUUUGAGUGAGGACUAUUCCCAGGCCAUCAACGAGGAAAACGCGGAGUACCAGCUGCCGGACGGGGGGAGUUUGAUAUGCAACAAAAAAACUUUGUAAGUGUAAAUCUGUGAUGCAGAACAUGCAACAGAGUUACACCUGUCAUGCCAGACAACCACGAAGUCCUCUUUUCGUGUGUGCUUUCCCUUAGAAGCCACGCAUCAGAGGUUUUCUCUGUCAUGUAGAGCAAAUCUGUAAUGCUGUCAGCCAAAGAAAGUUACACUUACACUAACAUAGUUUUUUUCUUGGAUAUUUGACCAAGAAAGUGUACACGGACGGGCGGGACCAGAUGUGGCUCAUAUCCUGUGCAAAAGUAUGGUGCUUGUAUCAUAAAAUUAAUCGCAUGAGAAAAUUCCUCAGCAUGAGAAGUAUAAUGAAAAUGUGUAUAUGCGGACUUUCUUACCCUGAGGAAGAGAUUUUUUAAAUGCGUUGCUGCGAUUCGUACAACGAGCGCGGUGCUUUUGCAGUGCAUAGCUCACUAAGGAUUGCAAAAAUGUCUGGGUCUGGAAGAGUCCGAGUUUGUCAUGCUAAAACUGAUCGAUGCAAAAAUCUGUAUUGCGUGACCAGCAAAAGUCCUCAGUUUUGGUUACCAGAAGGCGGCAUUUCUCAUGCGGAUUUAGCAUUGCGUAGCCAUCUCAAAACUUGUGAUGCUAGAGCCCACAUUCCAGACCUUCUGGGUCAUGCAAAAUAUGCAUGAGAAACCUGGUAAUCUUCCAGACCCAGACAUAUUUGCAUUUGAUACUCACAGCGACGGACAAGCUGUACCAGUAUGACCCGGUGGGGAAGACGGUGAAGAACCAGUAAGGAUCAUUUUUUACUUCUGCUCUGCUGUUGUAGAGUAGCAGCUAUGGAGAAGCUGAAGCAGGUCUUUCGCUUUGUUUCGACGCACCAUCAGAAUUUCUGCUUGUUCUGCACGCGCAUACUUACUGCACAACAUCAAUUUAUGGACGCAUCUUGUAUGGGCAUGAUCAUGAAGUAGUAGAUGAUGAUUUUCGCAUGAAAUUUUAUUAUCUACUCCGUUACCACAGGCUUCCCUUCUACGACCAGAGCCUGUGGCAGACAUCCCCGGUAUCACAGGAAAACGAAAAAGUGUUAACUUAUACGGAAUUUGUGAUGCGGCAGUGCAUCGAAAAACGCGCCGAAAUUUGUCAUGCAUAGCAUGCGUAGGACGCUAAAUUUGUAAUGCAAGGCUGCAAUCUGUGAAAAACCGUAAUAGCGUUAACACUUUUUCUUGUGAUUUCCGGCCUUGAAGGGCGACCCGGUGGAUCUGGAUUACGGGGCCGGCGCCGUGGCUCUGGGUGCGGAGGAGCGGCUGUACACCCUGAGCCGCUGGGGCUUCGUGCACGAGUUUGAUGUCAGCUCGACGCCAAAAGCCUAUCGGCCCUUCGCUGGCAAUAUGCAUUGCAAAAGUAUCGUAAUAGUUUGAAUUGCAUGACAAAUUUGCUCAAGAACAAAAAUGCAAUUUGUAAUGCUGUCAUCUUCCCUUAGAAAGUAGAUCUGUCAUGCAUGACCGCACUACGAGUACCGUACGAUAGUUUUGCAGAGCAUAGGCAAGCGCGUGUCGCCCACCGCGUCCGCGUGGCGGUUACUAUGCAAUGUAAAUUUCCUGUACAUGUACAAAAUGCAUGACAAAUUUUGCUACCUUGCAUAGUCGAACCUGUCAUGCUGGACUAGGAUUGAAGGCAAGUUUUGUCAUGCAGAGACUGCAUUUGUACGUGUGCGGGAAAUUUACUGUGGAUAGUUACCUGCCGGGAGCUACUGGAAAGGACGGCCCUCGUCUUCGAAAGCGUCGGGCGAAAAGACUACAGCUGACCAAUCACCAACCGCUGGAGCUGCUCCUGCUGCACUUCUUCAAGAAAAAACCAAAACGUCCUCGACGACCUUGGUGCAGCUUUUCCGAAAGUUGAAAGAGGUGAAGAAAGCGGAAAAAGAGAAGCAAAGAAUGUCAAGAACUUUCUCGAGGACCGCUUCCAAAUCUAAAGACCUUCAGAAUAUUCAACAGCAGCCAAACAACGGUCAAUAUCUGAACGUGGCUGCCGCCCUGAGUGCAGCGAAUUCCGGAGCAGGUGCUGGAACAACAACCUCUCUAACCCCGUCGCUAAACGCCAAUGGCCUGAUCUCCGCGGCCGCCGCGCAGCAAGCCGCGCAGCAGCAGGCCGCGGCAGCGGCUGCGGCGGCAGGAGGUGCCAAUCAGAAUAACAUCAAUCCGGCCGCGAGUUCUACUUCUCAAUCUGCAAACCCGAACGCCCCACCGACGUACACGUUCGAAACGAAUGUGGAGGCGCCGCCACCCACGGAGUUGAGCAUCGCGGUGGAAACCAAGCCGGCCUCGGCCGCGCUGGCGCCGAAGGGAGAGAUCGGGGGGCCGGUGGGACUCAGCUUCCUCGACGGGUAUCUCUUUCUCGCCACGGAGAAAGACGAAGUCGACCCGGAAGACGCCGGGUUGCAGGAGGAACAGAGCACCGGACCGCUGCUGUACGUGUACGCGCCGUCAGUGGACCCGCGGACCGAGGCUGUGAUGACUUUUGUGGAGGAGGAAGGGCCGAAUUUCUUACUUGGACCGGCGACGAUAAGUAUUGAUAAUCUUUUUGCCUGUAGUACUUCGUCGUGAUCGUCAGAUUUUUGCCCAUGGUGGGACUGAGAUGAUCUUCAUACAUAGAGUAUGCAUUGUGGCAAGAGAAGUAGGCCAGUAUGAGUUUCUCUAUAGCUACUUUUCUAUCUCCAACCCCAACAUCCUCCACGACGCAAAGAGCCGGCCGUGUCGACGACCGAGGUGGCCACCACAACGCUGCCCGCUAUGACGCUGGAGGAGCAGACCUGGUGGUUUCUGCACGACGCCCCGGAAAAAGGCGAGGACAGCGGGAAGAAUGCUGUCGAAACCGACAAGAAGCCGUCCGUGCCAUUUGGUCCGAAGGCCUCGUUUGGGAAAGGAGAGGGAAAUCAAUUAAAAAACGAACCCAGCCUCGAAGAGACCUUGACCGGGAUAGAAUUCGCCGACACACAGUACGACCUGCUCGUUGCUGCGGACCAGGCGGCAGACAAGGAAAGCUACGAAUUUCAAGUAACGACAGCUGGCGCAGCAGCCACGUAUGCAUUGCAAAAGUAUCGUGCUACGUAUAAAUUGCAUUACAGAGUGACUACGUAUAGCAUUACAAAUAAAAUUUGUGAUGCUGUUUUACGACCGCAGAAAAGAGAUUUGUCAAGAUGUAUAACAGCAGUUACCACGAGUGCGAUACUUUUGAAGUUCAUACCUCCAAGCAGAACGCAACUUCGAACUCAACUACUUCUAACACAACUUCUACAGGUAUGAAUUGCAAAAAUGUCUGGGUCUGGAAGAUUGCAACUUGUCAUGGUAAAUCUGAAGCAUGCAAAAAUCUGUGUUGCAUGAGUGCCAAAAGCUGUAAACUUUUGCCCAUGGGAGUUUCUCAUGCAGGAUAGGCAUGGCAGAGACCUCGCAGAGUCUGUCAUGCUAAAUCCUGCAUUCCAGACCUCAUGGGUCAUGGAAGAUGUGCAUGACAAGUCUACACUUUUCCAGACCCAGACACUUUUGCACUUGAUAACAGGUGCUGCCGGCGGAGCUGAUGGUUCAUCCGGAGCGGGAGCCGCGGCACUGGAGGUGCGCAUAUGGCCUGCGCAAGCGGUACAAUCUCAAACGUUACAGCAGAAUCUGGAUUUUGUAUUGCAUAAAGAGCAUGUGGAACGCAGAGAGAAUUGUGGUUUUCGCAAGAAUACAAAUUUCGCCGGAUUUCAGGUGGGUUUGGGACUCCGAAACUUGUCAUGCGCAAUCCUAUGGGAGUAGGCUAGGUCAUGCAGUUCUUGCAUCACAGAUUUCCAGACUCUAUUGUAACGUUUGAGAUUGUAACACCUGAGAGGGUUAUAGCGCAACAAGAAAACUUCUCCCUCGACAAGCAGAAAAUCUACUGCCGCGUCCUCGCCUGCUGCACCCGAGAGCGUGACGUUGCUGCGGCUAUCCCACCAGCAGCAAGAAAAUGCCAAGUUCGAUCCGCUUCUGGCAAUCGGCCGCGACGCCCAGCGCGAAGUGAUGAAGGCGGACCAUAAGGUCACGGACCAGACGCAGGAGGGGACGGAGGACCCAGUAUGCAUUGCAAAUACGUCUGGGUCUGGAAGCAUAAAACUUGUGAUGCUACGUCUGGACUCUACGUAAAAUCUGUAUUGCGUAAAGAGCAAAAUAGGUCGAGUUCUUGCUACGCGGAGAGGGUAUUUCUCAUGCGGUAUGAGCAUGAUCAGAAAGCCCUCGCAGAAUCUGUGAUGGUAAGGCAUGGUGCAUCACAGACAUCAUGGGUCAUGGAAAAUAUGCACCAUGACAAACCUGGCAAUCUUCCAGACCCAGACACUAUUGCAGAUGAUACCCCGGGCCCACGCACGAUCUGGAGCGGCCCUCGAUCAUUCCUGACCACGACCUGUCGCAGGAGCGGAUCGACGACGCAAAAAAGGAAGGUAGAGAGCUGAGUCUGAACGAAAAAACCAAAACGACCUACAAGAAAAGGAGGGGAGGAACCAGCGGAUCCAGACACGUGGAAACCCUCGCCGAGGAAGGCGCCGGGGGCCACCGCACCAAGAUUCACAACCUGUUCGACCGCGUGCCAGGGGCGGGCAGCAUGUCCGAGGAGCAACUGCAGAGGGAGAAGUCGCAGGAGGAAAAAGAAAAGUACUACGCCAAGAUCGACGACGGCGACUACGAGGACCUAAUUGAGGAAGAGAAGGCGCAUAUCCUGUGCAAAAGUAUCGUACUCGUAUUGCAGUCAUGCAUUACACCGGUAAAUGCGCAGUACAAAUUUUAUAUUUAUUUCUCAUGCUGUUAUAUGAGUUCGAUACUUUUGCAGUUCAUAGCGCACGGCCUGCUCGAAUCCGGGCGCACGGAAGAGGAUAACGCGUCCUUGAAACUGACCCAGAAGCAGCUGUUCGCAAAGCUUCAGAAGGACAAAGCCGAGCAGAAAAGGAAGAAGGAACGGGAAGAAAAGAUCAAAGAACACCCGCCGUCCCCCGACCUCCUGGAAGCCCGAAAGUUCAUGUACCAGAAAAGAAAAGAGACCAAAGAACGGAUGGAUUUCUACAGCCUCCCCGAUUUCGCCCAGUCGCCGCUGUCCGCGGAUGGUGUGGCCGCGAGCAUGGAGCUAUGCAGUGCAAAAGGGGUCGUAUUCGGUAGAAAUUGCAGAUGCAACUACAAAUAACCCUGCUUCGGACAGAAAUUGAAAUAAAAUGUUGGAACUUGUCAUGUCGAUUCCAUUAUUAAUGGUUAAGCAUGUGACUACAAAUGCGAUGCUUUUGCACUGGAUAAACGCAGCCGGAGGAGGACGGAAUCGAUGACCCCACGAUGCAGACCUUUUUGCACAAGCGGAAGACCGCCGCUUCGAAAUUGCGCAAGGAACUGACCGCUGUCGACAAGGAGGCACUGAAAAAUCCCGUGCCGAGCAACAGUGGGAGACUGGACGAAAUCACCCGGGACGCGCAGCCGACCCGCAGGGCCUUGACCUGGCAGGAGCGGGUGGACUUUUACCAGAAGCAUUUGAAGCCGAAGACCGAAGAGGAGCUAAAAGAGGACGCGGAAAAACAGCAGAUGCGAGCGGAGGAAGAAGACGAGAAGGAGUUCAUGCGCGUUGGGGAAAUCCGGAUGAGGCACAUGAAAUCGCGGCUCCCGAACACUGCACAGUUUCUCACGGAGCAAGGGCGAACGACGCUCGACGGCGAUGCUGUUGACAAUGAGGACGACGCCGAGAGCAGUGGUGAACUACAAAAGCAAACGGGCACGGUUGGGUCGAACCAGUUUUACUUCGAACUUGGUUUGGACGCGAAAGAGGAAGACCGCCACCCACCCGGCUGGCAGCGCGUCCGGGGGAAUAAGCGGGGGCCCGACGGCGAGCCGACGCAGGAGCAGUGGGAACGGGCGCAGGCCAUGAAAGAGAAGCGGGAGAAGGAGGAGGAGCGGAUGCAAGAGGAGCAAAUCUACUACAUGCGGACGGAGUUGCAGAAGAUGAAGGACGACAAAAAGUUCCGGGAAGAAAAGCUGAAAGGCCCGGACAGGAAGAACUUCGAAGGCGACACGGCGCUCGAUAUGAAGUGCAAAUGUGUCUGGGUCUGGAACAUUGGAACUCGAACUUGUAAUGCUGGUCUUACAUUUGUGAGAACUCUGUAUUGCAUGACCAACGAAUAAAGUAGCGGCCUCUUUUAUGAUCCGAGAGCGCAGUUCUUUCUCAUGCGAGCUGCGUACUAUGCGAAACCGUUCUGCGAUAAACUUGUCAUGCUUGUCUGCAGAUCGGGAAGUGUUUUCAUCAUCCUCAGUUCAGCAUCACAAAUCUCCAGACCAAGACGUAUUUGCAAUGCAUACUCGACAUGUUGCGGCUCAAGGCGACCUCCGUAAACAGCGAUCCGCAGGCGGAGCUGCUGCGCCUGCGGUAUGGGAGUGUCAGGAUUGAAAUUAACAAAGUUGAAAUAGUUUGUGAUGCAUAAAAUGGAUGAAAGUUGUAACCCAGUUUCUAAGUGGCGCAUGACAAAUUUGGGUAGAGCCGAUACCCAGUUUGUCAUGCUGUUUGGGUAAGGAAGGCGUCUUUUGUCAUGCUACUUUAGCAGCUCCGUUUCCACCCCUCAACAGGCUUACAAUCUGCCUCACUUGCCUACUCUGCAAGAGAGGCACUUUGUGGGCUGCAUUUUAUGCAUUACAAGUUAUUUCAACUUUGUUGAUUUCAAACCUGACGCAUCCAUAUGCGGACCGGGAACGGCGUGGGCGAGCAGGCGGUGCUGCAAAAGAUCGACGCGUUGCUGGAAAAAGACGAUUUUGACCUCUGGCUGGACAUGCAGGAUGCGGAGCGCGAAAACCAGGAGCGGCUGGGGAAAAAGGAGAAGCCGACCGCCGAGUUCACGGAGUUGUGGAGCCGGCCGCCCAUCCAGGCCUGGUGGAACAACCCGACCUACUAUCCUGUGCAAAAGUAUCUGAUACUCGUAUUGCAAUCCUGCAUUACAAAUUUUUUUUUCAAGGUAAAUCCGCAUUACAAAUUUUAUUUCUCAUGCUGAGGAAAUUUGUACUGCAUUUAUACGAGUGCGAUACUUUUGUAGUUCAUACCUACACCGCCGUGACGACGCCGAAGCCGCUCUCCGUGCAAAUGCGCACAACGGUGAUUAAGGACAAAACUGACGACAAGUGGAAAGUGAAAGAAGUCCUUCCUAUGCACUGCAAAAGUUAGUUUCGUACUCGUAGUAAUUGCUGUUAUGCAUGACAAAUCUCUCUCCUAAGGUAAAACAGCAUUACAAAUUUCAUUUGUAAUGCUGAGCUAAUUUGUAAUGCAAUUUAUACUAAGUGCGAUGCUUUUGCAGUUCAUACUUCCCCCGGUCUCGCAAGUGUACAGUACCGAGCAGCUGAUCCAGAAGCGGAGCGCCGAGGUAUCCUGAGUAAAAACAUACCCACACCAUAGUCAAGAUGGGGAAUCGGCUAGACAAAUCCACAAGUUUUGGCUGUUUUGCAUGACAAAUUUGGAUUCGUAGUGUAGUGCUGUUUGAGCUAGCUCAGCAGCAUCGCAGAUCUAGUAGAUCAUGCUAAUUGGAGCAUUACAAAUUCCAAAACACGACUGGAAAACGCUUCUUAUCGUGCUCCGCAUGAGAAACAUUUUCAGCAUGCGCAUUUGCAUUACAACUCUGGUGUGGGUACGGUUUUACUCAGGAUACGAGGAGAGAAAGAUUCGCCUGGAAAAGCAAGCGGCAGACGCGGCGCUGGCGGCGAAAAAGAGAAAGGAAAGCGGUGGAGAGGUAAAAAAAGUCGCGAAGAAGAGUGAGGUCGCUGCGGGGAACAAAGCGAAAGAACAAAAGGGAGAAAAAACGGAGAACUCCCUGUCGUUUCAAGUGCAUCAGGACGAAGAGGAAGACGAGGAAGAGGGUUCUAGUACCUCUACGUCGUCGAAAAGUGGUACAGCUGCUUCUUCAAGAAAGGGAGCGGCGGUGGAGAAGAUGUCUUUCGAGCUGAAACAGAACCAGCAGAGAAGUGGCACUGAAACAGAAUCAAAAACAAUGGCAGCUGCUUCUGGCACAACUACAAGCGGUGCUAGUACCGCUAGCGAUCAAGACCCAGAGGGGGACCCAUCUAGUACUUCCGCGACAAAAGUGAACAAGAAAGCCACCUUUUGGAUCAAGCAGAAAGAGAACAACCCGAAAUUCUUAUCAAAUGCAAAAAUGUCUGGGUCAGGAAGAUUUCUACAUUUGUCAUGCAUAUGUUCCAUGAGUCAUGAUGUCUUUGAUGCAUGCCGUAGCAUCACAGAUUUUUAGAGGACUUUGUGAUACCUCUACCGCAUGAGAAAUGCCCACUCCACGUAGGACAACGACAAACCCGACCCCUCUUGCUGGUCAUGCAAUGCAAUUGUUUUUAGAAUCCACAGACAGCAUCACAAGUUGUGACCUUCCAGACCCAGACAUUUUUGCAUUUGAUAAUUCUGGGUGAAGAAUAAAGUCAACAAAGCAACCUUCUGGAUCAAAAACGGUGCUGAUGGAAAGAAGUCUGACGAUGAUGAAAGUGGUUCGACUGGUAGCUCUGUGCAGAUGAUGGCGAAGAAAAACAAGCACCAGCUCGACCUCACGAUUGAAACGGAUCAGAAACAUCAAACAACUGAUACCGCACGAGAUAUUAACAAGCCGCGUUCUAAGAAGAAGCAUCAGUCAAGAACAUCAUCUUCCGCGCCAGCGCCAGUCUUGCUGCAAGUAAAGAUGUUGACCGGGGAUAAGCAUGUAGAUCGUGCUAGCAAGAAAAGCGGAGAAGAUGGACACCACGAGGAGGACGAGGACACGACCACGACAAGCAAAAAUAAGAGCGAAGAUGAAGAGGAGACUACAACUACCGAGGAAAGCACGAAAAAGUCCGAAGAGGAGGAAGAGGACUCGUCGUCCCCAGUGGCCCUCGAGGAGAACAAGCGCACCGAACACGAACAGCACGAAAGUGAGACGCUGCAGACGAAGAAGACGAAAAAGAAAAAGGUAUCCUGUGCAAAAGUAUCGUACUCGUAGUAAUUGCAGUCAUGCGUUACAAAUUUUUUUCCCAAGGUAAAUACGCAUGACAAAUUUUAUUUCUCCUGCUGAGGGAAUUUGUAAUGCAUUUAUACGAGUGCGAUACUUUUGCAAUGCAUAAAAGGCUCAGUCGGGCAAUGUCCGGGCCUCGAAGGAGUACCGGGACGAAAUGGGGAUCACGCAGGCAGUAUGCAUCGCAAAAGUAUCGUACUACGUAUAAAUCGCAUGACAAAUUCGAAUUCCUUCAACGAACGAAGAAACGCCGAAUUUGUAAUGCAGAGUUACAAUUUAGGUAACGUAAAGAAAGUAGAUCUGUCAUGCACGACUGCGAUUAGCAGGGGUUGUACGUCACUUUUGCACAGCAUAGUCGGAGGAAGUGGCAGCGGAGGAGCGGAAAAAGGCAGCCUACCUGAACCAUUUGCACAAGGACAUCGACAGUGACAGCUCCGGAGAGGAUAAGCACUGCGUAAAAUCACGACCAUUUUCACCCUCACUUUGUAUUUGUAUUGCGCACGACGAACACAGAGCGCGUAGUAUACCUCCACCCGAAGUACCGAAUCAUGAGUAAUUCUAAUUACGGCUCGCAGUUGCAUCUCGCUCUUGCAUGCUCUGUAAGUGUCGAUGCAUUUGCAUUGAAGGAUCGCUGUACUUAAUAAAAACCCUAAAAAGCCCCUGGAUGUUGUGGGGAUGGCGUCGAUUUACGCAGUAUACAGUACCUAUGGCAGGACGACGACGACCCCUACAAGCCGCCGAUUGCGUGGUAUUUAGCGCGACACUCGUUGAAAAAAAAGGUGACGAAGUCCAUGACGAUGAAACUCCUAAACACUCCUGCUUCUUCUGCGAGUGGAAGCAGCAAGAAGAUUGAUGCAAAUCACAAAGACGACCACAGUCGUCCUGCAGCGGCUCCUGUCACGCUGUCAGCGACGUCGCGGAAAACGACAACAGCCUCGCACCGCCUCUUAUCACACAGAAAAAAGCAGGCAAAGCUUAUUACUAUCUAAACUGCAGCAGCUGGUCAAAAAUGCAGGCGAGGGGUAUGUUCGGGGGUAUGUUCGGGGGUGUGUCAGGGGUAUGCAAAUGGCCGUCAAUCACGGGCGGAUUGCAAUUUUUUGGCGAAAAAGCAACAGGUGGGGUAUAAACAUACCCCAGACACACCCCAGACACACCCCAAACGUACCCCAGACAGACCCCCGAACACACCCCAGGCAAAAAGUCCGAACAUACCCCAGACACACCCCGGACACACCCCGGGCAGACUUUCCGACACACCCCGGGCAGACUUUCGGACACACCCCGGACACACUUUGGGACCUCGCCACGCGAGCUGUGCAAUGGCGGGCUCCAGUUUGUCACGCGAGCCGCCACCCUGCCGAGCUUCCCGGGCCCCGUUGGCAAGGCCCAGGGACGAAAGGCGCCCUCGGCCAGCGCGGGGACCCGGUCCCCGCGUCAUGACCUGGGGGCCAGCUUUGGGCGCUUCCCGGACACCGUACGGCCCAGGGGCAAAAGCCCUAGGUCAGCGCAGGGACUCGGUCUCCGCGUCAUGACCUAGGGGCCAGCUAUGGGCGCUUACAUCCCGGAAACCAACCGCACGGCCCAGGAACAAAAGCCCCAGGUCAGCGCGAGGACUCGGUCCCCGCGUCAUGACCUAGGGGCCAGCUUUGGGCGCUUCCCGGAAACUAACCGCACGGCCCAGGGGCAAAAGCCCUAGGUCAGCGCGGGGACUCGGUCCCCGCGUCAUGACCUAGGGGCCAGCUUUGGGCGUUUCCCGGAAACUAACCGCACGGCCCAGGGGCAAAAGCCCUAGGUCAGCGCGGGGACUCGGUCCCCGCGUCAUGACCUCGGGGCCAGCUUUGGGCGCUUCCCGGAAACUAGCCGCACGGCCCAGGGGCAAAAGCCCUAGGGCAGGGCGGGGGCUCGGUCCCCGCGUCAUGACCUGGGGGCCAGCUUUGGGCGCUUCCCGGAAACUAACCGCGCGGCCCAGGGGCAAAAGCCCUAGGUCAGCGCGGGGACUCGGUCCCCGCGCCAUGACCUAGGGGCCAGCUUUGGGCGUUUCCCCCCGGCCGGAAACUAGCCGCAAGGCCCAGGGGCAAAAGCCCUAGGUCAGCGCGGGGACUCGGUCCCCGCGUCAUGACCUAGGGGCCAGCUUUGGGCGUUUCCCGAAAACUAGCCGCACGGCCCAGGGGCAAAGCCCCUAGGUCAGCGCGGGGACUCGGUCCCCGCGUCAUGACCUGGGGGCCAGCUGCAGACCCGGCGCCAGUUUCUUCCUUUCUGUUCUCUCUGUUCGCGGUAGGCUAACGGGUCUAGUGUGAGCAAGCAGAGGGGCUCCGUCCGCAGAUCUGUCGCGGAUCAGGGGACGGAGGCCACACAGAAACACCGGGCUGCAGGGGUCUGCCUGCGCAGUGCCACCACCGCCCCCGAACUCGUCCCAGACAAAUGCCGGAAGGUCGCCGCACGGGGAUUCUGUCCUCGUGCUCGGACCUUGUUUGUCAUGCAAAAAUAAAUACACAGAAAAAUCUGUCAUGGGCGGGCCCGUGGCAUGCUGUUUAGGAUAUUCAAUGCAGAUUUUUCCGUGUAUGUAUUUUUGCACUACAGAUCUGACCUGCCUGCUGUUUUCUGUGGGAUACCUCUCCGUCGAAGAAGAAAACGCGCAGUUGGCGGCCGCAGAAGAGGCAGAGGAGGCGAAGAAAGCGAAUGAGAAAAAGCAGAAGCACAAAAAGCGCAAGAAUAAACACCGACGUGGACACAAGGACAAGGCGAUAAAGAUGAAAAAGCAGAAGAAGAGCGGUGAUGUUGAGCCGCAGAGUGUUAGUGGUGCUGCAGCUGCUUCUACUUCUUCUUCCACCACCGCUGCUUCUAGUACCUCCCCGGUAAAUUUUCUGCAACUCGACGGGGGAACAAGGGCAGAUAGUCCGGAGAAAAAGACAUCGCUCGUCCAGAAGGAUCCCGUUUCUGAUCUUGCCGCCGAAGUAGCGGGGGAAGACGCUGAAAAAGACGAGGAGAGCUCGGAGGACAAGGACGAGGAGAGUGGAAGUGCGGACGAUGAAAAGGACGAGAGUGAUGAAGACGAGGAUGCUCCUCGAAAAAUCCAGGAUGCGAAGGCAGACGGCGCUGCAAAAUCAAACAAAGCCAAGACUAUGUCAGCAACUGCAACGUCGACGUCCAAAAGCGGCAAAACCAAAAAAGCGGCGAGCAAGAGUAAAAAAGCCCAGAAGGAAGAUGAAGAAAAUGAGGACGAAGAUUCAUCUGACUCGGCUACUGCCGAUGAGGAAGCAGAGGCGGAUAACUCCGAGGAUUCCGAAGACGAGAAAGAAGAGGACGAUAACAACAAUAAAUCCACGGCCGCGUUGGAAAAGGAGGCUGAAAAAGACGAAAAACACGGCCACGCUUCCCCAACAAUCAGUGCACUUUGGAAAAAGAGGAAGGAAGAAGCAGACGCUGCUGGUGCAGAACGAGGACCUUCAAACAAGAAAGACACAACUACUUCAACUGCCGGAAGCAAAGUAGAGCGAAAAGACAAAGACGACAGCGAAAAGACCGAGCAUCAAGCCGGGUCUUCUUUUUCGUCCUCAACCAAGACGACAAAGUCUGCACCGAAUUCCGCGCAAAUAAAGGAAUCUCUGGCCCGGACGAAAGCCAAGACGGAGGAGAAGCAACAAGCGGCGGAGAAAGCAGGAGAAGGUGAACAAGCUGCUGCAGGAGGAGCUACAAAGAAAGUCCAGGUCUACGCGGGUAUCGACUGCAACCUUAACAAUUGUUCGCCGGACCAGCAAAAAGCCUUCGACAACCGCCCAGACAAGCACAUCGGCGUGACCGUCCACCACACGGAAGUGCGAGGCAUAAUUCAUCCUCGCGCCCAUUCUGCGAACGUUGCCAUUUCUGAUGCUGAUCCAAAGGUGCAUCAGACCUCCGCGGCCUCAACAGCGACCGCUGGAGGUGCCCCAUCAUCUUCGCAUGGAACAAAUACUAAUUCACCCCUGUCCGCAGUGGCGAAGAAGAAGGUCGCCCAGGGAGCGAAGACAGCGAAGCUGAAGAUGCAGUUGAAAACGAAGAAAGGUACUAGCAAGAAGGGGCAGAUGAACAGCAACAAGAAGCAGCCAACAAUAGAGUGGCCAAGGACGGAUUCCCCCCCGACAGUUCCGAGAACAACUCCCACUGUUGGCAAGAAGUCCGCUGACAAGGUGAAAGCACCAGCAGAAAAAAAAGGCGUGAUGACGGGUCAGCCGCCGGUGAUCACGAUUGAAAACACAAGAAAAAUGUAUGUCGAGGAGAACAAUCUUGAUGCGGAAGAGUCAGCGGACGAAGAAGAGUCGGAUCAGCCAACUGAGGGAGAUUCAGCCCUAGAUGACGAGGAAAGAAGCGACGAGGCCAGCGUCGAGGACCACGACAAGAAAACUCCUGGCACCGAAAUAAAAGCGGGGAAGAAGAUGAAGAAUAAAAUCAAGACGAAGAAAGUGACAAAGACCAACAAAAAGUCCCGCCGCCGACGAGAGGAUGCGGAUGAAGAAAACGAAUCUGACUCGUUGGACCGCGAUAUGACAGUGCACAACUCCCUCUCUUCCUCAUUUGUAUAGCAUGAACGGCAAUACAAGUAGCAUGAGCAUCAGCAAGAGUGCCGGUUCUGCAUGACAAAGUUGCACGACUCCUGGAGCGUAGUGCAGCUAUUUGGGCUACCAGAACUACUUGUCAUGCAAACAGUGCCAAGAGGCAAAGGGUGGAUUUAUUGGGUACCUCUUUGCAUGACAAAUGAGGGGAACAAGGGGGAGUUGUGCAAUGCCAUACGCGAGAGCUACAGUGAGGAAGAGGAUAAAGAAGAAACGUCAGGGCCGGAUACCGAAGACGAGGAGGUCCUUGCGCAGCAAAAGAAAAAGGGCCAAGGCGUGGAUCCAAAAAAUAAAAAGGCCCCGGCCGUCGCGGAGGUGCAAAACAAGUCCAUCAGUGCGCCGAACAAGAGUGCGACUACUGCAGCGCCGGCCUCAACGACGUCAGAACUGGAGAACAAGACCACUGAAGCAGCUGCGUCACCUUCGUCUAAAGCAGGAGCGAAUUCAUCAUCUACAACGCCAGCAGCUGCAAAGACAAAGAGUGUUAAAAAAGCUCAGGGGCGGCCCGUACUAUUGUUCGAAAGCGAACGGGAAAUGCUUGAUGGAGAAGAUGAAGGUCAACAGGAUUACGGGAUGAAGACGAAGAGGAAGAAAAACAAAAAGAAAAAGGGUUCGUGGAGGUCCAAAUCUCGGACAACAACUCGGAAGUCAGAAGCCCGCGAGGAGGAGGACAGCGACAGGGACACCAGCUUAUCGCAAGAAAAAACUGUUUCAUUGUGAACUUGUGAUGCAGAAAAUGGACCACAGAACGACUUGCCUUGCUACACCUGCAAGAAGACAUUGGAUUUUCAAGCGUGUUUUCCCUUGGGAAGCGCGCAUGACAGAUUUUCAGUGUCAUGUGUAACAAACUUGUGAUGCUGAUCUUGCAAAAUCACCACAGUGAAACAGUUUUUUCGUGGGAUACAGCUCCUCCGCACUACAAUCUACUUCAAAAGCGGAAGAAGAUGCCGAAGACGUCGCGCCGCAAAAGGAAGUUGCUGCAGGCAUCGAGGAGGACGGCCAGAAGGAGGACAAGGAGGAUGAGAAGCCGUCGACGAGGAAGGGGAACAAAGCCACCUCGAGCUUGAAGGCUGAGGCGGGGAAAAAGGAGGGAAAGAAGCAAGCUGCUACUUCUGACUCUGAAGCGGAUGAAAAUAAAGGCACUACUAGCACGAAAAGUAGAACAAAGUCAACUUCGUCUGAAAAAGAUGAAAAAGACCACAACCUCUUCGACGAUAAAGAAGACGAGAAGUCAUCUUCAGGAAAAAAGUCGGAGCAACAAGUUUUGGAGGAGCAAGAGGAAGAGAUGCGGAAAGUGUAUGGCUUUGGAACUACAAGAAGCCCUUUUGCAAGGAUCAUGAUCAUCAUGUCAAAAUGUGCUGCUACUACAAGAGCACCAAAUUUGUAGUUUUCAUCAGCGCAAAACGUCAUGCAUUUUGAUUUUGCAUUUGCAUGAUAGGCCAAAGUUUUUAGUCUGGGAGUAGUUCUCUCUCUCGCUUCGUACUCCGAGAAAAGAGAGACAUCUCGUUUUCGAUUUCUCGUCUUCGAGAUUAUUCGUGUGUCGAUUUUGUUCGUGUGUCCGUUACAUCAACGAGCGUAUCUUCGGUUUUUGUCGAUCCCAUCAUUUGAUCUCUCUAUUUCGAUUCUCGAUUUCGCUCUCGCUUCGCUCCUCGCGCUCUUCGCUCGCAUCGACUACCGUUGAGGCUUACCUCCGGUCCGAGAGUCGUUUUUUGUUUUUAGUUUAGGAACGUCGUCCACAUCAGGCGAUGUUCCUGCCUUGCUCGUGCGCAUACGUACGUAGAUCUUUUGGCUUUGGUCAGAAGGUUUAGGGUCGGAGCGCUCUCAGCACUGCUGAAGCUUUAGAACCAGAUGGGAGUGCACACCCGGACGGAUCAGAGCAAAAGGCUUUAUUAGCGCUUUUUGAACGUAGAUUUUACCUUUACUUCCUUGCUGCUCUUUUGCUUUCCCCGGGCCCUACUGGCACCAAGCAGGGUUUUUUGUGGGUUGGGACAUGACACCAUCCGGUGUCCUAUGCGGGUAUUUUGCUUGAAUAGAAUCUUUAGGUCUUACCAUGCGGUUUUGUGCACACUCUCUCUGAUCAGUUGCGGUUUCCAGUUCUUCUCCCCUGAUUCAUCUUCCCGUUUCCGCCCCGGUACCUUCGCCUGCGUCGAAAAGGGUUUAGAAGGGUUGAGUGGGUUUUUGGUUUUAGGGUUCUAUUUUGAUUUUAGUCUGGGAGUAGUUCUCAUUGUGAAGACAGCUAUUACUUAUUUGUCGAGCAGAUCAUGAUUCUUGCGAGAUGAACAUCUGUUUUUAACCCCGCCAUACAUUGUUGUCUGCCGAGGCGGAGGAGGAGCCGGGCAAGCAUAAGCAACGGAAUAAAGCGCAACAAGUAAAGGAAAGUGCUACAAAAGGAGGCCAGAAUAAAGCUGCUGCUCCCGUCACCUUAACUGCCAAGCAAUCUUCUACGAGAAGUAGUAGUAAAGAAGAAAUGAAGUCGUCGAAUAAAGAGGGGACCACGACAAAACAAGGAUCUUCGACUACAGCUACAACAGCUCGCGUAAAGUCUGCUGUUGAUCAGCAUCGCUUGGAGAUUGAUAACGCGGCGAAACAGGUACAAAAAAAGAUGGCGCAGGAGGCCGAGGCACGUCGACAGAAUAACGGGUCCACUUCUUCGGGCGGAUUGGAAGCAGAAAAGUUCCGAGCUGUGCCGCUAAAAAAGGAAACGAUAAAUCACGAGUUGCACGAUGGAACGCCCACCGACCUGUCCGAGAUCGCCAAGUCGAACCCAGCGGUGGCGGCGCAUCUGCAAACACUGAAAAGAGAAAAGGAAGAAAAGGACAAGAAGAGAAGGCAGGAGCAGGCCACCAAAGUAGUGUCCGCGGAAGAUGCGGCCAAGGCAACGGAGCGAAAACUGAAGCUGGCGGAGGAAGUAUCCUGAGUAAAAACGUCCCCACACCAGAGUUGUCAUGCAGACUUGCAGUGACAGGAAGAGGAACACUUGUAAUGCGCUUCCCCAUGACAGGCAUUUCCAAUCGUGUUUUGGCAUUUGUAAUGUUGCAAACAGGAUAAGCAGGCGGAUUUGUGAUGCCGUUGUCCUUGCUAACAUGCACUACACUGCGGACUGCAACUUGUCAUGCGUGGCUCCCAAAACUUCUGGAUUUGUGUUGCUGAGUUUCCAAGCCCAACUUGACUCUGGGGUGGGUACGUUUUUACUCAGGAUAGGAAGCGGACAAAAAAUUUGCGAACGAGCUCGGGGAGGACAAGACGCUAAGCAGCUUCAACCCGGUCAAAGACUGGCGCACGGCGAACCGGCAAAAAAAAGUCAAAGCGAUUCUGCAAUCGGCGAACAAAGAUAUGUAUGUAUUUGUAAUUAGUAUCGUAUUGGUACGCUUGAAAAACGACCCUAUCUGUAAUGCUGAUUCAUCGUGUUCCAGUAACAGUAACGACAAGAAGCUAGCUAGGUUCAUCGUUUGUCAUGCAGAAGUCUUGCAAUAGCAAUUUCAGUACAAGUACGAUACUUUUGCAGAGGAUAACACGCCGGUGGGCGGGGAGCCGAUCGCAAACGUAUCAAAUGCAAAUACGUCUGGGUCUGGAAGAGUCAAGUCAUGCUGCUUUUGCAUGACACAGAAGGCCUGCCAUGGAAGCUCUAGCAUCACAGGUUUCGAGAAGCUUCCGCAAUGCCGAAUCCGCAUGACAAAUGCCCCAUUCUGGUAUCAGAAAGUGGCCAGCUUUCGCCGCCUGUGCAUGAGAGAUUUUUUUGUGUUGUAAAAGGCGCAUAACAAGUUUGCAUUCUCCCAGACCCAGACAUUUUUGCAUUUGAUGAAACGAGGAUAUCGACAACAUCACGUUGCUGAACAGCCAGCGAUAUCAAAAGCAAAUAUGUCGGGGUCUGGAAACUUGUGAUGCAAGGCAGGAAAUAGUGAGCACACUGCAGUGCGCUGCCAAGCAUGACAAGUUAUUCCGUGGUUUUGAGUUGCGUACUCCGCAUGAGAAACUGCGUUUUUGCAUGACAGCCAAGAGAAGCUCUUCGCGGCCACGCAAGACAGAGUUCAGAGUCAUGCCCGACUAGCAUGACAAAUCUCGCAAUCUCCCAGACCCAGACAUAUUUGCCUUUGAUAAGCGAAAGGAGAAAGCCGCAGCGGGCAUGAAUUUAAAAACGAAACAGGGCAUCAAAGAAUUCAAGCAGCACUUGGAAGAAAAGUCGUUGGAACACUUGAAGGAAGGCAGUGAAAGAAUGGACGCAAAAGCGGCAAUGAAAGCCGACAAAGCGGGCCGGGACAAGCUUGCUUCUCUCGUCAAUAUGAAUCAGCACACUGCUAUUGAGGAGAAAACACCCAUCCCCAUGCAUUUUUUGCAUAACAAACCCUGCAACUUCUCCAUGUUUUUCAUGACAAAUUGGAUGGCGAUGAGUGUUUUUUCCUGGAGAACUGCUUUGAAGAGCGCGGAGGCCACGAAGACCAUGACGGAAGAACAACGUAUCAGAAAGUGAAAAAAUAAAAACGGUUUUGUACUACUUGUCUUUUGUGUUUGACUCUUCGUUGUAACAAAAAAAUAUUGCAUUUGCACCGAUGCAGGGAGGUGUGCAGUCGUAGAGCCGUGCGGUUUCGUAAACUUUUGAGCAGUUGUAUAGUACAGCUGUAAUAGUAGCCCAGCAACCCUGAUACGAAGCACUUUUAGGUAGUCUCCGCUCGACAGACAGGGCGGAUGAGGAACGAAACACAAAUGCACUUUAUAACAACAUUGCAUUUUGCUGUAUUGCCUAAUGCAUCGCAAUAACGAAUAAAAAUAAAUAUUUGAAAUUUCGGCGAUUUCAUGAAGCAAUAAAAAUAAAAAUUUGAAAUUUCGCGGAUUUCAUAAAGCAAUAAAAGAUAAAAUUUGAAAUUUUCGCGGUUUGUAUGUUGUUCGGAAUAGCGCCUGAAGCGGGUGCUUGCGACCGACCUAUGCGGUGCUGGGCUUUUCGAUGUCGAUAAAAAUAAAAUUUUAAAAUUUCGCGGAUUUUGGCGGAAGUUCCAAGCUUUUGCUGUUUUUCGGCAACACAAGCUGCUUCAGUCCCCGUAUAAUUGAGAAGCGUGAUGUUGUAUGUAGGUGAUCGAUGCGUUUGACAUGUGAUGAAAAUGAAAUUUUAAAAUUUCGCGGAUUUUCGUCAUCAAUAAAAAUAAAAUUUUGAAAUUUCGCGGAUUCCUUCUUGUAGCGCUUUUGCUUGUUCGUGUCUGGGAUAGAGCAAGCGCAUAUCUUCUCACAGUACCUGGUACCUUGGGAAAGGCUAUAAACAGGUCGUGGUACCGCGAGUAUAAUUUGAAAGUUUCCUUUUUGAGCUCCUCGUAUGUCCACGCUGAUUCGUCGACCAUUGAUCGAUUGCACAAUUUCGUCAUCAAAAGGCGACUAUUUCAGUUCGUGUUGCGAGUGGAUUUCCGGGGCACUUUUUGGCGCCGGUCGUGCGCCCAAUUUUAUCUGCCUACCUAGCCGCGGCUGGCCUUUUUUGGACACGAAAGAGCGACUAUGUCAGGUCGUGUUGGGAGUGCAUCUGCAUUUGUUCCGGGGCACUUUUUGGAACGACCGUGCGGGGGGCCCGCCGGAUUAUCCCGCCUCGCUAGCCGCGGAGGGUGCCCGGAUUUUUGUUUCCCAGGAAUAAAAAGUGGCUAAGCCGGGCCUCAGCCUUGUUUUCGAUAAAUAAAUUGAAAUUCAGUCCUUGUACUACACAGGAGAACUGCAAGACCGUUUCAAAAUUUGUUUCCAACCGGCAUACUCCGUGAGGCCAAGACGGAAGAGAUGGAGUUGAUGUUGGCGGCAGGGCAGAAGGAGGCGGCGUUCAGCGAACAGGAGUUGGACAUGUUGAAGCAGAAGCGGCAGGAGAAGAGCGACAGCUGGGCCCUGAAGUUGAACAAGAUGGAGGCAAACCUCCAUCUCGCCGACGACCAGUUGGAGCGGCUGCGGGAGCUCGGCCACGUCGCGUAUCGCAAGAAAAAACUGUUUCACUGUGAUGAUUUUGCAAGAUCUGCAUCACAAGUUUGUUACACAUGACACAGAAAAUUUGCCAUGCGCCCCUUUCCAAUGGGAAAACACCCCUAAAAAACCAAGGUCUUGCAGGUGUAGUAAGACAAAUAGUUCUGUGUUCCAUUCUAUGCAUCACAAGUUCACAGUGAAACAGUUUUUUCUUGGAUAUCGCGGGCAAGGACUUCAAUAAGGGAGCCGACGUGAAGCAGGCCACCCAGGACAUCGACUGGGGCCACUGGGGCGAGCACAAAACGCUGAGCAUCGACCCCGCAAGGCGGGAGGAGGCACAUCUAAAAGCCAUGGCGAAAAAGAAACCAAGGGAAGAGGAGGGUGAUUCGGGCGAGGAGUAUGCAAUACAAAUUUCACGUACAUGUACAAGAUGCAUAACAAAUUUCACCAAUUUAGAGCAUAAAACUUGUCAUGCUAAACUAGGAUCGAAGCCAAGUUUUGUCAUGCGGAGACCGCAUUUGUACGUGUGCGGGAAAUUUCCUGUGGAUAAGGAGUAUCCCGACAUGCCUGAGGACGUAGACAUGAACUUCGCAGAAACACACAAAUAG